CGGUGUUUCAUCAUCUGGUACAUACUGGUAUGUAGAUGUCAUUGCAGCAAAAAUAGCAAAAAGGGGAAGACAUCUCACCUCAUCACCACCACACAGAUGCAAUUACGCCCUUUUGUCCUGGCCAAUCUCCCUUAGUGGCUCACGGCGAUCUUUUGAUUGGUUUGAAGAAGAGGACACAUAUGACGCUUUCAAUCCCGAGGUGUCACUCAUUAAACAAAGGACAUUGACCACUGAUGGAACAGCAAGAGAAAGUGGAGCCAUUAACGAGAUUCAGAACAGGUUCAAGGGCCGCUACACUAUGAACGGUUACACAAACGCUACUACCAUGUCCCGAACAGCGCACGAUGCAGAUUACUUCAGUUUAUCAUUCUUCACUGAGCGUACCUACAUUGAACGUAGGAUAGCCACACUGAAGUCGGAUCUUUCGAAGCACAAAAUAGACAUCGCUGCACCUUGUACUAGCAGUUUUUCUUCCGACUGCUGGCUUUUAGACAACCUCACUCCAUUGAACCGCAUCCUCCGCAGAGCUGCACUGGAGCUCUGUCAACUUCAGCCUCGAUUUGUCGUGGUCAGAUCAACAGGCUUUCGCAUCAGCAUUUGCUCCGAAGAGGAUGCAAGUCUCGACGCAUCUUUCAUCACCUACUGGUUGCUCACGCAUCACAUCUGCAUCGACACGCUUGAGCUUGACCACGCCUUUUGCUAUCGGCAUCCACUGGAUGUUAAGCUGGCCCUAACUUCUGCUUUGAACCUGCAAAAGCUGAAAUUUUGCUGGCAAUCCAUAGACGGUGCUCACUACAUCAUGGAAGGACUUCGGAAUUCGCGAUACGCAAUACUUGAUCUCGACCUGUCCAUGCUCAGUAUUGAUGAUAAAGGAGCGGAUUAUCUUUCCGACACUCUUACCCGAAACGCCAGCAUCCAGUCCUUUGCUGUUUCCUGUUCGCACCUAAGUGCAUACAGCUAUGGAAAGCUUCUAGGCACUUUGGUCAGCUUUCGAAGUUUGACUCAGCUUAGCUUGCACAGCGCUAGAGGAUGUGGCAGCAAGGCCCUUGCCAACUUCUUAAAACAUAACAGAAGUGUUCUGAAAUUGUCACUAAACAAGUUUCAUUCCAUCACGGUUGAUGAUUAUGCUUUAAUACUUGAUUCUCUUCAUGACAACACUUGUGUUGAGGAACUCAAUCUGUUCAGGUGUUAUAUUCGCGAUGAGGGUGCACGUGUCCUUGCAGCUGUCCUGAAAAAGCGAGGUUCUGCUCUGCACAGACUGAAACUCAGAGAGUGUGGUAUCCAUGAGUCCGGCGCUAUAGAGCUGGCAGACUCUCUGAAAAGUAACACAUCCCUCGAAUACCUGAGCUUGCGGGCCAACAACCUUGACAAUCGCGGCACUGUCGCAAUCGCGGACAUGCUCAAGACAAACAAAGUCCUGAAGAAACUAGACAUUUCACAUUGCUCGAUUUCUUCCCACGGUGUAUCCUUGCUCGUGGAAGCGCUUCUCGUGAACACCUCCCUGGAAUACGUUAAAAUAGGAAGAGUACCAGUUAGUAGGAGUACAGAAUGGUUGCCGCUACACCUUGCCGAAGGUCGUGUCCUUGAACGGCUGCGGAUGACUUGGCAGAGUCAAGGGCUCUACGAACUUGCAGCUGUGAUCAGAGGCAGCGAAACCAUCGAGGCAGUACACAUAGACAGCCCCAAUCUCCUGACGGUUGAGGCUUAUUCGGAACUGUUCAGUGCCUUACGUUGGAACAGAAGCAUUAAGACUCUCAUCUUGAACAUGGGCUGCUUAAGAAACGUAAGCGUGCAGGCAUUGACAACGCUCAGUGAAGUGUUUAGUGAGAAUGAGACUCUCAAAAAAGUAAAAAUUACGCAGGACAGCAUGACAAACCCCAUGGCAGUUGCAUAUGCAGGAUUAGCUCAUUCAAAGAGCAUCGCUCAUCUCGAGGUCAGAGACGAGUUCUGGCAAGCCAGAAAUGCAAAAGCGUUCUGCAACGCCAUCAGAUGUAACAAGAGCCUCGUGUCUCUGGUGAUCCGUUCACAAUCCUUAGUAAAGAGGGCAAAGCUGCUGGACCUGUUCUCGAAAUCUGUUUACGCAAACCCAACUCUGACUUCGGUGCAAGUGUGGGAUCUCGAAGGUGCGACGAGAAGCACCUUUAAGAUACAGGAGGCCUGCAGACGGAACAUUUUGUCUCUGCAUCAAGCUUCGAGGUUUCUCUUGAGGACCACCAUGAAUAGAUCCUCGGCAGCAGCGUUCAAUGAGGCGAAGAAGGAUGUCUUGAUGCAUCACCUUACGGAAACGAUGAACAUUGAGCAGAACGAAGCGAAGACGAUGGUCUGUGCAGCCGAGCGGUUCCUUCGAGCGAACUAUUUCAAGCUGGCAGGCAUAGUGAAAGAUAAGAUUGAGUGUAUCGCCCAGACAAAGGAAACGACGAUGCGUUUGGAUUCACUGAACGAAGACUGCUUAUGCAAUAUUGCAUCCUUUCUUUGCAUUUCAGAUGUGCUUGAAGAUGAGUGAUGAUGAUGAAUAAGGUUGUUACCAACAGGGUUGUGCACUUGUGAUGAUGAUUAACAAGACUGUUAUCAAGUGGGUUGUUAACUCGGCAUGCAGGAAGAGAGGUUUUGUGGGGCUCCAUUUACGUGGCUUUAACUGCAUUUUGUAAAUGUUGAGUUUGAUGUCUACAAAUGUCACUCAACAUGCUACUUUCUCAGUUCUCACUGUUUCAUAUUUUGUUGCGGAGUCUGCCAUUAACUGCAAUUUACGAUCAUGCAUAUUCGCUAAAGAAAUAAAAAUAUCAUAAUCGAACAGCACA
Messenger RNA from Ornithodoros turicata, 2798 nucleotides. RefSeq lists its product as uncharacterized. Gene Ontology annotation, molecular function: protein binding. Lineage: Eukaryota; Metazoa; Arthropoda; Arachnida; Ixodida; Argasidae. The transcript is spliced from 4 exons. The coding region runs from base 299 to 2503 and encodes 734 amino acids. The record is from RefSeq and is a predicted model, not a curated record.